Messenger RNA from Daphnia pulicaria, 2870 nucleotides. Its product is annotated as NF-X1-type zinc finger protein NFXL1-like. Gene Ontology annotation, cellular component: nucleus. Gene Ontology annotation, biological process: regulation of DNA-templated transcription. Bases 128 to 2755 code for a protein of 875 amino acids. The record is from RefSeq and is a predicted model, not a curated record. NCBI's taxonomy places the organism in Eukaryota, Metazoa, Arthropoda, Branchiopoda, Diplostraca, Daphniidae. The transcript has 14 exons. Gene Ontology annotation, molecular function: RNA polymerase II transcription regulatory region sequence-specific DNA binding; DNA-binding transcription factor activity, RNA polymerase II-specific; zinc ion binding.
UUCUGCAGAAGAAAUUUUGAUUUUGUUCUCUCGUUGUUGUGUUGUAGUUAUUUUGUCAUGGAAUAUUUAAUUAAUUAAGUUUAUUAGAGGAAAAAAUCAGGCUUUAUAGUCACUGGAUAAGAAGUUAAUGGAUCAACAAGGAAAAGGAAGAGGUCGUGGAGCGCCUGCUCAAAAUGUUUGGGCAAAUCGAGCUGAAGCCCAGUCAAAAAACACGAAUGCCGGUAGGCAACAGAGUACCAGCAAGCAACCUUCCAAAGAAAAUUCACGCUCCACAAGAAAAUUUGAAGAAGCUUGUGCUGAGAUUAAGGCCAAUGUUGACAAGCAUGUAGCCAAGCUCAACGAGGAGCUCGGAGAUUCAAGCUCAGAAGAAGAAGAGACCAAUAAUGACACUGACAUCAUCUCAACAGUCUUCAAUCUAUACGGAAAGAGUGGCACUGAGCUACUGAAAAUAGAGCAAGUCUUGAAAGAUAGCCUUAGAAGUGGAACAUCUGUGUGCCUCAUAUGUAUUGAUUCUGUCAAAAAAUCAGAUUUUAUCUGGUCAUGCACUAAAUGCUACUGUAGUCUCCACUUAACAUGCAUUCAAAGAUGGGCCAAAGAUUCUAUUUAUUUUCAAACUGAAGCGGCAUCAGACCAUUUAGCUCCUGGUCAGCAUGUAGAUCCCAGAAAGUUCAAUUGGUGUUGUCCAAAAUGCAGAGCAGAAUAUCCUCAAGCAACAAUUCCAACUAGAUAUUAUUGCUACUGUUUGAAAACCCAGGAUCCGCAGUUUGAUCCUUGGCUUGUUCCACAUUCUUGUGGUGCUAAAUGUGAAAAACUACUGCAACCAGAAUGCAAGCACACUUGUUUACUUCUAUGCCACCCAGGUCCUUGUCCUCCUUGCCCCCAAACGGUCUCAGUCACGUGCUUUUGCGCGAAAUCCCCUGUUGAAACUCGCCGUUGUAGCUCUCAAACAUGGUCUUGUGGAAAAAAGUGUUCAAAACUGUUGUCGUGCAAAGAACACAAGUGCGAAGUCACUUGCCAUUCUGGGGCUUGCCCACCAUGCCCGAAAAAGAGCUCUCAGAAGUGCCUUUGUGGCUCAAAGAAAGAAGAAAGACCCUGCCACUCUAUUGAAUUUCAGUGUGACAAGGUCUGCGGAAAGAUGUUGGAUUGCAGACAUCACAAAUGUGAAACAGUCUGCCACCCUGGGAAAUGCGCAACCUGCCCCCUAGCGUUGCCGCGUACUUGCCCAUGUGGAAAAAAGGCCGUUACAGUGGCGUGCACAGUAGAGGUCGGUGGAUGCGGUGAUACUUGCGGGAAACUGCUCGAAUGCGGCAUUCAUGAAUGCGCUGAGAGAUGUCAUAAAGGAAAAUGUGGAACCUGUUGGCAAAUGCGAGUUCAGUCCUGCCGAUGCGGUUUGAAAAAGAAAGAACUUCCGUGCUAUAAAGAAUUUCAAUGCGAGACUAAAUGCAAGCACAUCAAAGACUGCAGGCGUCAUCCUUGCAACCGCAAAUGCUGCACCGGUACUUGUCCUCCGUGCGAUCAGAUUUGCAACAGGCCACUUGGUUGCAAGAACCACAAGUGCGUGAGUAGAUGUCAUCAAGGCCCUUGCUACCCUUGCGAUUUGACAGUUGACAUUACUUGCUCUUGCGGUCGAACCAAGAUAACAGUUCCUUGCGGGCGCGAGAAACAUACGAAACCUCCCAAGUGUUCGCUUACCUGCACGAAGCCACCUGAUUGCCACCACGAAAGUCGCACUAAACAUAUUUGCCACUCCGGAGGUUGCCCACCUUGCAAACAACCUUGUUUGAAGGUUUCGGAACGAUGCGGGCACAUAUGUAAAGCUCCGUGUCAUACGUCAGUGUUGGUCCAAAUUUCUGCUCCGACACAGCAGAGAGCUGGUCCGUGGGAGCCCAAACAAGCACCGAAAAUGGAAAUUAAAAAGCUACCGUGCCCUCCUUGCCCUGUCCCGGUACCAGUAACUUGCUUGGGAGAACAUGAAACGGCCGAUUGGCCGUGCCAUUUGUCCGCACCCUCGUCUUGUGGCCGACCCUGUGGGCGUGAGCUCUAUUGUACCAACCAUACCUGUAUGAAACCGUGCCAUGCGGUAGCAACGAAUCCAAGGAAUUGCCAACUAUGCGAGGAGCUUUGUUCGAAAAAUCGACCCGAGGGCUGCACCCACCCGUGUGCACGGAAAUGUCACCCUGGCCCUUGUCCGACUUGCACCAAACUGAUUAAGCACAGCUGCCACUGUGGACUUAACCCGCAACUGAUUCGCUGUAAUGAGUUGAGCGACUCUAUCGCUCCCGGUAGCCUUCCCAGCCGAGAACAACUGCUCAGCUGCAAAGACCGUUGCCCUAAAUUAUUGCCUUGCAAACACCGUUGUCCGGUUUCGUGCCACUCGGGUGAAUGCGCCUCUCAACUGGAUUGCGUCACGACCGUUCAUGUGAGCUGCCCCUGUAGGCGAAUUAAAAAGGCCGUGGCGUGCAACCUUCUUUCCAAGCAGGCGGCCGUUUCUUGCGACGACAUCUGCCGUCGAAAGAAAGACCAGGAGCUCAAGCUGAAGGAGGAAAAGGAGCGGGUCCAGCGCGAAGAAGAAGAGCGCCGGAAUCGAAUCGAGUUGGAGCAAUUCCAGAGAAAGUUCGACAAACGGCGCAACAAGGAUCGCCGACGUCCCGAUGAGACCUCUGCUCCACCCUCUCGUCCCAUUCAACUCUACGUCGCGGUUGUUGCUGGACUACUGGUGGCCAUCGUAAUGGGUUUCAUGUGGUCCCGGGUUUAAGGGGGGAUGUUUCGCCAUUAAUAUCAAUCAAUAUCGCUGGAAUGGGUGGGGCGUGGGGGGGGGGGGGCUUAUACAAAGGAAUGGAGAAGGCAAAUAAAUGGCAUUGCAAUCUUUA